GCAUCGUCACAGCGUCAGCUGCGUGGUACAUACGUGGUCUGCAAAGUCACGAGUCGAGUCUGAACACACCGAGCGAAUCGAAGCAACGGUCUCUGUAGUAGCGGCGGACGUGCGCUAGUGUCGGCAUCGGUGCUGUGCUCGGCUCGGCUCGGCUCGGUCCCUUUUAACGUAUCUCUUCUCCCAACUUUUGAGAGCUUAAGGUGGAAAAUCGAUUUCUAUCGGCUAGUGGAUAACGGUAAAAGGGGACAGGAGCCAACAGCUAAUUAUUUCGGAUAUGAGCUCUUCGACAUACGUCGGAAAUCCGGAUAUAAUGAUUGCAGGCCCGCCUCCACCACCGCCUCCUCCACCUCCUAUGUCUGGUCAACUACCAUCUAUGAGAAUAAAUACUACAGAGAAUACGGCAGCAAAGAAAGCACAGAUGGUUAAUAACGACAUUUACGAGCCGCCAGCAGCCAUUCAGAAUGCGAUGUUGACCAAGGAUAAGAAACCAUUUACCUACACCCCAGGUAUGGGUGGUAAAUUAGAUCUGUCGCAGAUUCGUAGCCCGCGCAUGGCGAGAAGAGUUGCGAAAAAUGCCAACGACGAAGGUAUAGAGGGGCCGCCGAAACUUGCUGUCGAAACGAAACCGUCGGUUGCGGCUUCUACCGCGGCGAAUUUUUUGAUACAACCGCAAGUCGCAGUACCAGUUUUUCCUUCCAAUGUACCAACUCAGGCCCACGUUAAUAGGAUGCCAUCUUCUCAGCUCGUCAAUAGGACACCGUCGAAUGUCGCGGACAAGCAGGCCGAACCACCGAAGAACGUUGUUACAAAGAUAGAUACGAAAGCAGUGCCGAUUACAACUCCCGAAAGUCCGAAUACACCGACUCAAGUUACCUUGUUCAAGGCUCCUACGCCCUGGCUGCAAAAUAAGAACAAGCCUCAGGAGGAAUUACCCGAAUGGGCGAAACGCGCAUGUAUCAAUAAAGCAGUUGGCAGUGGCCCAUCGGAAAGCGACUCGGUCUCUCCGACAGCUUAUGUUCAGGUCCAGCAGCAAUCGCCCCAGCAACAUUCGGAAACGAAACAAGAGCAAGAACAAUAUCCGAUCCCGCAGUGUCAACAGGCAAAAUCCCAGCAGCUCUCCCGACGAUCGCAACAACAGAGGCAAAAUGUCGUUUCCGCAACGCCCCAACAAAUUAAUCCGCAAUCACAUCAGCACGAACGUGUUAUACCCAUUCGAAUCGAGGAUAGACCAUCGGUGUUUGACGUGAAAUGUGAUUCCGGUCAUCAUCAAUUUAAACAACAACCUCCAACUUUGCAUCAUCAACAGCGAUGGGGUCAGAUGCCUAAUCAAUGUAUGUUGGACAAUCAAGCGCAAAAUCGUCCACAAGAUCAAGAGCAGUCUCAAAUUCGCACUACAACUUUGCCUCGACCGGAACAGUCAGUCGGAACAACUUACAUCAUCCCUGUCGUAGUGAAAGAUAACGAUAAAAAAACGGCGUCGCCUAAUGCCGAAAAUAACACGAUCGAAAAGACUAGAAUUAUGCAACAGCAGAAUCCCAACCCGAUUCAACAGCACGAUUCUGGUCCAGUUCAAUCACGAUCAUUUCGUGUUCUUCAAAAAAUUACGGACACGGAUGCAAUCAACGAUGUGGGUACGGAACAAAUACGUAAAUUGGAGUUGAGUGAAGAUGAGAAGCUACUUAUGAAUAAAUUUAAAGAGCAAGUCGAUCACGAAACUUACCUUCAUCAAGAGGAAGAUCCGAGAUAUCGUGGUGCAGCAAUACCUUCACGAGCUUUCCGUUUUUUACAAAAUAUGACAGAUUCGAGUGAUGCCACAGUUACUUGCGCAACGCCACGUAAUAUACAAAAUGUUGCAAACAAGAAGCAAAAUAGAAAUUCAAAAUUGUUUGAAGAGAAACAGGCAAACUUACCGGCCAGUGAACAACAAGUGCAAGAACCGAAGAAGUACAUGGGCAGUGCAAUUCCUUCUCGAUCCUUUAGGAUAUUACAAGCGAUGACAGCACCAGAAAGUAACACCACGCAAGAAAAUCGUCAAGCAGAUUACAUCUACCAAACAGAGAAUAAUUUGCCGGGCAAUCAGCAGGGUGUAUUUCUUCCUCUUCAACCUGUUCCUUUCUGGUAUUCCGAGGGUUGGUGGGGCUGUUAUCCUAUGCAGUGUAACGCUGCUAUAUCCAACGAGAUCGCGAAUGAAACGGACAGACCCUCCUUUCCCUUUCACGCGUAUCCGAAUGGAAGGACUUACAUUGGAUCCUUUUAUCCAGUUUAUAAUAAAAACUUUACGGACGCGAUGACACGAGUAGAAGUUACCGAUCGAGAAAAUUCUUCAGGCGAAUAUACUGGUUACGCGACCGUAAUUUACCCUCAAGCAGGCUACAAUAAUAAUAACGUUCAACCUACAUCGCACGUCGAUGAAAACAAAUGUAAUUAUAUUCACGAUCGUUUUACCGCUGCCGAUUCAUUUUUCGCUCAAAGCAAUAAAUUAGAUUUUGUGCAAAAUUCCACGGUUAAUGAAGCAAAAAGUACAGUUUUAUCCGACAAUAUUAAUCAUUUGGAUGCACAAUCGAACGAGACGUACAAUCCCAAAAGUAUCGGCGAAGAGUCCAAUAGUAAUAGAGAAAAAAAUAAUUGCAUUACCACGGCGAUGAAUAUAAUCGACGACGAAGAGGACAGCAUAUCCGACAAUGUUGUAGUUACUAAUAAUAUUGACCUGUCGAAAAAGAAAACAUUCGGCCCUUAUAUCAACGUGCCAAAUUAUACUUACGUAGAUACCAGCGAUUCUAGCGCUUCUAGCGAUUCUAACGAUUCCAGUGACUCUAGCGAUAGAGAUUCUACAUCGUCGAACAACGAACAACUUUUGGAUUCUUGUCAGAAAAAUUACAGCAACGACGCCACCUUCAAUAAUACGUCAUCGUCCGCGAGCGAUUCGGAUUCGUAUGUAGCUUAUUCCACAUGCGUGAAUCCUUAUAAGAAGUUGGAGAAAGCGCCGCGCAAUUUCUCUUUGAAUGAGAAUUGCACCGACGUCAUUGCCGCAUGCUCGACUAGCGCUAAUGCAGAUAUAGAUAAUGCUCGAUAUAGACGCUCGCGAGACUUGUCCGAAAAUCGUCAUACGACUUCGUUUCAGCAGGAUAUUUGCAGGCGUAUCGCGAGCGAGAGAUGUAACGAUGAGAAUUCAACCAAUGAUCUCGACUCUUAUUCCGAUAAGAGCAUCGGUGAUCACCAGUCGAGCCAUCAAGAUGGUCGGAAGGAUCCGGCGAUCGACAGCGCCGUUUCUCAUCCUCGGUUAGGCGUUAAUCAUGAGGAUCAAAUUCAACCGGACCCGGAGAGUUGUUAUUGUAAAGAAGAUGUCGGAGAUGCUUUCUUCGAAGCGACCGACGAUCCUCCCGACAUCGAGAAUACGAUGGUCAGCGUGAGUCUGCCUCUGAGAUUCAGAUUUUCCGUGUCCGAGGACAACGAGGACAUUACCACUGUUAUUGUCGGUGACAGCACGAUAAAGGCGGAAAAGUCCUGCGACGAGCACUUUUCGAUGACGAGGGAUGACGUUCGCGUCAAUUUCCAUGUCGGCAACGAUACUAGCGUAGAUUUUACGAUAAAGGCGCAUCUUUCCGAUGAGGCACGGAGUAUCGAGAACGUGAUACCGCGCGUGGAUUUCACAUUAAGAAGAGAUCCAACGGGAGUCGGCGAAAUUAAUGGCGAAGAACGGAGGACAGGUACCGAGACGGAGCUCGUAGAAAUGGGACACGCGGAGUGCGGGAUAAAGCAUUCCGCGGAACUAGCAUCGAGAGACAUCGACGAGGACGACGUGGAUGCUGUUUACAAAUUAGUCGCUACGCAAGAUAAUUUAUUAAGCGACGAAAAGUGUGACGCUCAAAUAGAAUCCGCUUGUUGCGAAAGUAAUGCCGAAGGUACCGCUUUCGGCAGAAUUGCCGAACCGAAACUUACCGUACUCGAAUACUCUUCGAUGCGAGACGAUCUCCAGAUUGUCGAUGCGCACGAAACGGAAAACCUGCGGAGAAACUGCGUAACGACGUGCCUAACGGACGACAAGUAUAUCGAUGAAAAUUUCGGUCGGAUAGAAAACGUAAAGCGCCCGCCGAAGGUCCAAGAGGACACCGACGAUGAGGACAGCGGAGUUACCUCCGAUAUAAGUCGCUUGAUAUCCGAAGCUGACACAGACUCGGAAUGUACUUGCUCGAAGAAUGCAAAAAAGUAUCAACGAACGCAGACGCAUUCGCGACUUUUUCGGCUUUUGAACGAUGAUUCCAUUUUAUCCGGUCACCCCAGGACGGAUCCCUCCAGAAAGGAAUAUCUCAGCCUGCCGCUCGAGACAAACGUUUCCAACUACGACGACAAUUACUGUUCCAAUUAUUCCAGUGGUUUAACCUCUCCCGAAUAUUCGCCCGUUUACGAGCAGUCUUGGCGAAAAUUUCACGAAGAUGCAAGUACGACGAUUACAGGUAGUUCGGCAAACGUUGAAAUCGAUCGUCUUGCGAGUCGGCAAGAACGGAUCCCUUCGAAAGACGAUCCGUAUUUCCGAAUUUGGAAGAGCCCGAAAUUAUUUGGUUUGCGCGAGCAUAAUGUUGUACCUUCCCUAGCUUUCAAGACACUCGACAGCAAGAUACCCUCUUGGGCCUACAAGGUGAAUGUACUGUGUCCGAGAAUCAAGAGUACGAAGAGCGUGCCGCAAACUCUGCUAGCACGACACAAUGACGAGACUUGCGAUCCAUCGCGGAUGGUUCCUCCUAUCCCAACAUCCUGCACGAACUCUAAAACCAAUUAUUGCUGACGGCCCAGGAUGGAAUGAGGCCAUAUGUUUGCUCCGCUGCCGCGAGCAACUGCUCUUCACAUCUACGGACAUACUUUUCUCUCAAUUUUCUUCGCAAGACAGUGUUGGGUAUGCCCGAGAUGCUCUACGGGCUAAGUGAUUUUUUUUCUAUCGGUCCCGAUGCAACUGAUUACUGAGAGAGGACGAGUGUGAAAUCCUCCUUAGGAUUCUCCAAGACCGAGAUUGUUAGUGUGCUUUUUUCUAUUUUGUUUACAAAAUAAUCCUUAUAAUAUGCUUGUUUACGUCGCGUUUCUCCAGCAAAAAAUUAACCAAAGACUUUCUUCAAAGAGAAUAGCAGAGAUGAAUUAUUUGAUAUUAUAUACAUAUAUCAAUUUGUGAAAGAUUCUUUAGGAUACACUGCCGUGAUAAAUAUUACGUUAAUUCUGUUUCAAAACUUUUCAUCCUGUCCACAUUUUGGAUUUUGAUGUCAGAUCAAUCUGUGUAUCAAUGAGAUUCCAUCUCAUAGAUUUUUCGAUGAUAAGUUGAUCAUUAUUUUUUAAUCGUUAUUAGAAACAAUAAAUAUUGAUAAAAUUUUUUUACUUUGACUUUUAAAUUUGCUUUUCAAGUUUUAGUCAAUUCUAAACAAGAAAUUGUAUAUUUUUCAAAAUGUCUUAAAUAAUUCCAAAGAAGAAACUUGAAUAAUAUAUUAUAUUAGGAUACAUAUAUACAUAUAUUGGGAGAUUGGCUGCCUCGUAUGUCGCACCGCAACGUAGACAUUGUACUACGUGAGCAGAUGCAUGUGAUUUAUUUAUUUAAGACCAAUGAAAUUGUUAUAUCGAAAUUGUAAUAACACUCUUCUUAAGAAUAUUAAUCAUUAUUUGAAAAUAUAUGUGUAAAUAUACACACACAUUAUUAAUCCUAUUACUUAAAUUUGUAAAUCCACCUAUCCAAAUUGUAAAAUAUAUUAUUAUUUGUAAAAUUGACGCUGAAAUUGAUGCUAAUGGAGAUUGUCUAAUCAUCUAUCAUCAGAAAGAUAUAUAAUAUAACG
This is a messenger RNA of Camponotus floridanus (Florida carpenter ant), 5810 nucleotides long. RefSeq lists its product as uncharacterized. Lineage: Eukaryota; Metazoa; Arthropoda; Insecta; Hymenoptera; Formicidae. Bases 275 to 4783 code for a protein of 1502 amino acids. The transcript has 12 exons. The record is from RefSeq and is a predicted model, not a curated record.